This is a messenger RNA of Drosophila suzukii, 9578 nucleotides long. RefSeq names its product protein qui-1. Gene Ontology annotation, molecular function: protein binding. NCBI's taxonomy places the organism in Eukaryota, Metazoa, Arthropoda, Insecta, Diptera, Drosophilidae. The record is from RefSeq and is a predicted model, not a curated record.
UGAAAGCGUUUGGUUGCCGCAGCGGAAAAACGCGAGCCAACCAGCCAGAGAACCCAAAAAAAAAAAAAUAAAUAAGGAAAAGCUGGGGAAAACUUUGAAAACGGGCGCGCGAACAAGUGAGCAGCGGCAGCGGCAGCAGAAUCAGAAUCAGCAGCCGAAGUGAAGUGUAAAUAACAAGCCAAGCGCAAACCGAAGUGCAAAUGAAAAGUGAAAACAAAUUGUGAAUCAAUCAGUUGAAACAAACAAUGAAGGAUAGCUGGACUCUGCUGGGAAUUCCAAAGGAGCUGAAUCGAGAAGGAUAAACUUUUGGCCCGCUAUGCCCAGGAAUCGUGCGGUUGCGAGGAGCGCGGCUGUAGAUAUAGAUUCAGAUUGGGACUCGGAUAGGGAUACAAAUUUAUUUGGCGCUCGGGCCGAACAUGAGCCAGAGCUGCGGGCUGCUUGGAGCUGACUCUGGUAAAACCGCGACGAGGGCGACGAUGCUACUUGAUUUCGGCCAACUCAAAUAAACAGGCGAGGCGAGAGCAGACCACCCACCCACUCAAUCACAGACACAGCCGCAGAAAACCAAACAAGCAAACCAGGCCGAAAGCAGAAUGGCCGCGCCCGUCGACGAGAGCGUGCUGAAUGCACUGAGGGGCGUGACCUCCGCCCACACCCGCCUGCCCAAGCCGCUCCUCAUCAAGAUCUACGUGGCCAGCCUGAAGCAGGAGUUCAACCAGGAGCGCCGCAUGCUCCUCGAGCUGGUGGGCCCCGAGCUGCAGUCCCUCUACGAUGACCGGCAAAUAGAGCUCGAAUUCGUGGACAUGCACUUCGGUACUGGCGACCUGGAGGUCAACCAGUUGGAACGGGAUCCCUAUUUGAUCCACGACUACCUUCACGAGAUCGACACCUGCCACGCCCACACGAAGAGCGUCUUCUUCAUGGUGCUCGUGGGCGAUGGCAUCGGUCGUCAGCUUGUGCCCACGCAAAUGGAUGAGGACAUCUUCUCCGCCAUUCUGGCCGAUCAGCAGACCACGGCUGACCACGAGGCUCUACUGGUCAAGUGGUACGAAAAGGAUGCAUCUCAGUCGAAGCGGCAGCUCAAGCAGGACUAUCGAAUGAUGGCUGUGGAUGCUUGGCUAACUGAGUCCCAGCUAAUGCAGAAGUUUUUUGAACAAGCCCUGCAAUCUCUGGUCCAAGGAGCCAGUGCAUCAGGACAAUCCGCGGAUUUCGUGGAACGGAUUCAGCAGCUGCGACGCACGCAGAUCGAAAGGGAGGUCACACAGGCCAUGGCUCUCACCAGCGAGAAAAUCCUCGCAGUUUUCCGAGAACGAGCUGCCCAGUGCAGCAAGCGGGAUGUGGAGGCAGGGGAGCGUUUGCGGAAAAUCAAGGACGAACUCACCAUGAACCUGUCCACGGAUAAUCACACCACUCUUGUAGUACCAGGCAGUGCCGCCAGCGAGGCCAUCGACCCGGACAACGAGGACCACGAGUCCUACUUGAGCAAGUUCAAGAACAAAGUCACCGACAAGCUGCGCCUGCUAAUCGAGGCCCACAUAACCAAUGAUCCCGACGUAAUCAAGGGGAGGAAAAAGACUGUGCAGGAAAUCUUUCAUGAACACGCGACGCACCUGCGCAUCCUGCGGGAGCACACGGACAGUGCCGCUCUGGAGGAGUCGCGGGUGCCCCAGCAGCUCCGCCAGAAUCUGAUGACCAACUUCCGGAAUGGCAGCCGGCACGCGCCGUACUUUCUCUGCGGGGCCGAUGGGAGUGGCAAGAGCGCCAUCCUGAGCCACCUGUACGGGCAGGUGGGCACCUGGUUCGGAUCCGCUCGCGUUCACCGGGUGAUCCGCUUUGCUAAGGCCACGCCCCGUUCCGCCUACAACUUGGAGCUACUGCGCGUGAUUUGCCAGCAGAUCUCCAUAAUCUUCAACAUCCCGGAGGGCUAUCUGCCCAAGGACGCCUCCUUCGAUCCGCUGUACAUCAACACGUGGUUCCAGAACCUGCUCCGCAAGGUCGAGGAUAUGGCCAACGAUGUCCUGUUCCUAUUUAUCGACGAUCUGCAUCUGCUGAAUCCGCUGGACUGCGAUAUUGUGACGGCUCUUUCGUGGCUGCCCACCUCGUUGCCCUGGAACGUGCAGAUCAUCUGCAGCUCCACCACGCCCGUGGAGCAGCUCAAGUUCACCCCGAUGCAGCGGGAUCGCUUCAAGUCCGCCGAGUACCAGUUCGACCUGAACCUGGGUGACCACGCCACCCGCCUCAGGAUCCCUCCGCAAUGCGUUCCGCGCGAUGUUAGCUUUUCCCUGUAUGUGGAGCAGCAGUUCGACCAGCUGGAACGGCACUACGGACGGCAGGCGGUGGGCGAUCUGGCCUCCUACAUCACGUGCUCCGAGUACGGAUUGAGUGAGACGGAGCUGCUGGAGCUCCUCAUGCCCACCGACGAUCCCGAGUCGCUCAUCGAGACCAAGAACGGGCACUUUAGCUUUGCCACCUUCAAGAAGAUCCACCGCGAGAUGGACCGUUUACUGCUCCUGCACGACAAGAUUAUGUCCGGCAAGGUACUCAUCCAGUGGCGGCACAACUACUGCUCUGCGGUGGCCAAAAGGCGGUACAUGGACGUCCAGAGGACGCGCAGCCUGCACUGCGAGCUGGCCAACUUGUUCUUUCCCCAGGACGAGGACGAGAGCACGCUGGAAAACGAUUCCAACCGCAGCGAGACCAAGUCGGUGAUCAGCAUGAAGGAGAAGGACUCGCUGUCGGCGGCCUCGGCCGUUUCCGCCGGCCGGAAGUCGUCGUCCACGCACCACAACGACGACACCUCCACCUUCUACAACCCCAUCGCAGCGGACGUGAGCUACAGCAUGCGCCACGUGGAGGAGAGCUGGCACCACCUGAUGCGAUCCGAUGACACCACCCGGUUCAAGCAGAUCGCCGUCUGCAACUUCGACUUCCUGCUGGCGGCGGUGCAAACCGUGUCCAUCAGCUACCUGCGCUGCCUGAUCGAGCACGUGCGCUGCUACAUCCUGGACAGGGACAUCGAGCUGAUCUACUACACGAUCCGGAAGUCUAGUGAUGUCCUGACCCGCGACCCCAUGCAGCUGGGCUCCCAGCUGAUAUCCUGGCUGCGGCCGAUCAGCGAGCACGACGACGACGACAACUCGCUGCUGAGCAUGACGGUCCGCUCGGCGACCGCCUGGUGCGACGGCUAUGCCGUACCGCUCCUCGUGCCGCUCACCGGCUGGCUGCCCGCCCCGCUGCCCUCGCAGAUCCGAACGAUGACGGUGUCCGGAACGGGAUGCAUCCGUUCCGUUUGGCUGGCUCCGUCCAAGCAGCACCUCAUCCUGGCCACCAAUUCCGGCGACGUUCAGCAGUGGCACAUAAUGAGCAACUCGCUGGAGCACAUCUUUAAGGGUCACACUGCGGCAGUCACGUGCCUCCUGGUGGCCCCCCAGACCGAGUCGGAGUUACUGCUGACCGGCUCCGAGGACGCCACUGUGUUCGUGUGGCACGUAGGACUCCGCGAGCGGCGGGCGCACAUUACCAACGCCCACUCGGCUCCCAUUACGGGCGUGGCAGCUGGCGCCAAUAACACGCUCAUCAUAAGCAGCAGCGAGGAUGCAACCAUCGCCAUCACGGACCUGGCCAGCGGCAAACUGCGACAUCGCAUCACCCAUCACCGCGGGCCGGUGACUGGGAUCCUGGUGGCCGGAGCUUGCGAUGUCCUGAUCUCGGGCAGCCACGACAAGAACAUCUGCGUUUGGGACCUGGAUAACUUCGCCCUGCUGAACACCAUGCAUAUGACGAGUCCCGUGCUACGCAUCGAUAUCUCCUGGAACUCGGUCUUUUUGUUGGCUUUGUGUGAGGACAAUGCGCUCUACGUUCGCACUAUGGCCACUGGCAAGGAGCUGCACACUCUCAAAGGACACAAGUCGAAGAUCCGUACCAUCUGCAUCGGCAAGGACAGCCAGCGAUGUGUGGUUGGUUGCGAUGAUACGCGGGCUCUGAUCUACGACAUGCACGCCGGGAAACUGGUCAGAUCCCUGCCUCCGAAUCCUGGUCCAGUGACCGCCGUGCAUGCGAUGGACAAUGACGACUUCCUGGUCACCGUGGGCGGCAACAAGAUCACCUUCUACUCAUUCCGCAACGAGGAGCUCUACGUAAAUCCCUACUCGCGACAUCCGCGCCGCAAGCGCAGCCUGAAGCGCCAUGCGCAGGCGCAGCGAUCGCCGUCGACCACUUUGCCCCCGAUCACCUGCUUCGACCUGUCCCGCGACUCCCAGCAAAUGGCCAUCGCCUCCGGCCGGAAUGUCCACCUCAUGCGGAUCAAUACGCCCGAGUUCCAGUGCACCCUGGAGGGGCAUUCCGCCGGGGUCUCUUGCCUAAAGUUCGCCCCGAAUGGUGAGUUCCUGGCCACCGGCUCCGAGGAUCGAUUGGUGCUCAUUUGGAAUCUGUCUCUGGGCGAGAUAAGUCAUACCUUCAAGGGCCACGCUGCACCAGUGGUCAAGGUGGUGGUCCUGAUGGACUCUCUGCGGGUUAUCUCCACGGAUCGGGAUUCCCUGCUCCUCGUCUGGAUGGCCCACUCGGGCAAUCUGCUGCAGACCAUCCAGGGUCCCUACAAGAGUCUGGCCGUAACCAACAACAUGCGCUUCGCCGCCUCCACCAACGGGGAUAACACCCUCAAGAUCUGGUCCCUGACGCAGGAGGACGAGAAGUACUCCGUUUCGCACUCGGACGAGAUCACCUGCUUCGAGAUCACUGCGGAUAGUGCCCACAUCAUCAGCGGAUCGCGGGACAUGUCUCUGAAGGUGUGGCAGGCGACGGGCGGCAAGCUCAGCCAGGUGCUGGUGGGGCACAGCGAUGCGGUCACCUGCGUGGCCGUUUCGGUGAGCAACAAGACCCAGGUCCUGUCCGGCUCCAAGGACAUGAAUCUCAUCCUCUGGGACCUGCUCACCGGCGAGGAGGUUCACACGCUGGCAGGGCAUUUGGGCCCAGUGAUUGGAGUUAAAGUCUCGGCAGAUGGAUCCACGGCAGUUUCUGGAAGCGAUGACAAGACCCUGAUCGUGUGGGAGACCAAGCGCGGGUUGGCUCUCACCUCGCUCCAAAUGCACGUGCCCUUCACCCACUUUGACAUCAGUCUGGAGGUCUCCCGAGUCCUGGUGCAGCUGGUGGACAGCUACAAUCUGCCCGUGAUCUGUCUGCAUAACACUCCGGCGCAGUAUGUCAAGCUGCCCACGUAUUCCGGUCCCAGCAAGGAUGUAGAGGAUCUGCGACCCCAGGGCCCCAAGCGCCAGAUGAAGCGGCUGCUGAAGAAGGAGGUCUCCCUGGACACGUACACCUGGCAGAAGAAGUACGGCCACCUAACCUCCUCCGUGAUGAUGGCCCAGGUGGAUGAGCGCCUUAAGCGGCGCUUCAGCGUUUCGGCCAGCAUGGAGGAGAUCUCGAAGAUCGCCGAGACGAAGACCGGAGCCUCCCAGGCGAAUCUGGGUCCGGAGCAGGCGGCUCUGGCCCAAUCGCAGCACUUUGACCAGCUGGAGGCGCUGUGGAACAAGCGAUCGCCGCCCAGAAGGCGUCACAAUGCGGGUCUCUCGAGGCAAACCUCGCUGGUGGAGGACCGUCUGGAGUCGUCGGACGACGACGAGUACCAGGACGAGCGAGCAGGUAUGUUGUCCGCCUCCUACGAUAACAUCCACCACCUUGCACGUUUGCCCGGCCUCCGAUCCCUGCACGAUGCAUGGAAGACCAACAGUCUGCGGGUCCGAACACCCCGACGAUCCAAGUUCUAUGUGAGCACACCACCGCCACAGAACUCGCAGGACAGCAGCAGGCUGCGGCUGGACACCCACACCCACACCCACAUCCACACCCACUCCCACGACCGGACAGCCGGACAGUGUACGGCUGAUGGGGUGGUCGCUCCUGACCUGGUCAGGGAUCUCCUGGUGGCGCCACCCCCCGCCCCAGAGUCACCUCAGAGGAUCUCCCUGAGGCAGUUUCUCCAUUGGCCCAGCCUUAAGUCUCGAAUUUGGCGUCGCAGCCAGCGGAACUGCCAUUCCCUGCAGCCGAACAUCCGUCUCAAUCCGCCCGAGCGACUCCGGCCCACGCCCAUCAUUGUGGUGGAGAACUACGAUGUCCGCCGUGUGCAGCAGCUGCGCACGGAUCUCAUCCUGCAUCCGCAGACGAGCAGGGCCUCCGUGGGCCACAUCGAGGUGGCUGGCAGCGAACAGCUGCUGGCCAAGAAUGCCAACUACUGGCAGCGCCACUGGCACCUUCUGCGCCACAAGGCUAGCCGAUCCGAGUCCAGUCACCCACACCCACUUCGGGAAACCGGCAUUUCCCAUUCGAAUAACAGCACCCCCGAUCACACGGCCAACUGCAAUGACUGCGUGGCCCAAUGACAGGCAGCAGUGACCCACCCAACCACCGACCGAAUCGAACCGCCACACCACCAAUCUGCACCACUUCCGUUCUCCAGCACCCUUUUUGCCACUCUCUUUACGUAGUUCUGGGCAUCCGUAGUAGUGGUUCGCCAUUAGUCAACUUUAACGUAUUUAUUUUAAUAAAUUUCCACAAGGUUUAUUUCGUUUUAUUUUGAUUGCCUGUUCAAUUACACCCAAUUAUCUAUGGUCAAAUAAUCCGGAAACUGCGACCAGGUGAGUACAGUCCAAAAAACAAAGACCGAAAAAAGGUUCUAUUGAAAUGAUUUUUAUAAAAUCUAGGCCACUAGGAUUUUCCAUUAAAUCCAUUAAUGAAUUUUAUAGUAGGUUUUCAAAAUCAAAGUUCAAGAAAUUAAUACUUUUAAUCAUUCAUUCGGAGCUCAUUUAAAAGAUUAGAUAAAAUCCUCAACCAAAAAAACUUUUUUUCUUCAUACCAACCAUAUAAAUAUGUAAAAACAAAGCAAGCAAUUUUUUUAACUGUCUGACCAUUAAGUUUAAUAUGCAAUCCCUCUACCAAACUUGUAAAGAAGCCCGUAGAUUUAAAGUUUAAUGGCCACCGGGAUAUAUGUGAAACCGCUGUAAUGAGAGUGUGGAUGCCAUUUUCCAUUGUUAAUUAUAAUUAGUUCUACCCCAGGUAAUGACAAGCCAACUCCGCGCGUUUUCGACUGUAAUGGCUUUCGAGUCAUGAAUAUUAAGUGCCCAUCCGACCGGUGGUCGUGCUCAUUUCGCACCGGCCAAUGCAUAAAAUUGCAAUCAAUAAAUUCGCAACGCGAUUAACUCGAUAAGCAAACAAGAGACCAGCGCAUCGCUGGCUGGGUAAUGAAUUGAGCGAAUUAAAAGCAAUCAAUUUCGGACGAGCGGAAUCGAAUGGCACCGAAUGGGGUCAGGGACUUGUGGGUGGUACACCCCAUUCCCAUUUUUUUUACCAAGUCAACUGAGGUAAGCAGCUCGUUCUCCAAGCUCUUCGUUAUGUUCAUCCAUCCCUUUCGGCAUGUUUUGCUAUCAGUCAAGAAAACCCAAUAUGGAAGACCCGGAAACCAAGACGGAACUUGUGCCCAUGUACCAUAUCCAUAAGUGUACUAUAAGAGUGUUAUAUCCGCUUUCGUUCUCUAAGUAUAUGUGUUUCAACUUUCGACUCCUCUCGAUUUUAUACCGUUUUACGCUCUCUCGAUGUGUAUAUACUAUAUACUUAUAUCUUCCUGCAUAUUUAAGUACUCGUUCCGUUUUAAAGUUGUUGUCCAGUUUGGUCACAGUUCUGCCGCUAACCCAAAACUGAAAAAUGCAAUUUGAAAUAUGAAAAUGAAGUUCCCAUCUUCCAUUCCAAUUAUCCGAACCACUCCGAACCACUCCGAAUGAACCACCACCACCACCACAACCAACAGCCACCGCCCACAGUUCGAAAACCAGUUCCCGCAGCUCACUGCUCCCAUAAACAACUGCAACCGGAACAGUAGCAACGGCGGCGUGAAAACUAAAUACUAAAUACAAAAUAAAUAUAAUAACCAACCCAGAAAAAAUCAAAGAAGUAUAAGAACCAUUAGCUAAGUUUUCCCCACUCGAUUGGCAUGUUAUCUCCAGUGUUUCCAAAUCAAAAUCGCAGCUAGUUCACCGUAUUGAGCACUUUGCAAGAACCCACCACAGAACGGCACCCCAAAAUUGACUAACCCAAUCUGGCUAAUUUCGGUAAAACUUUAUUUUUUAGAUGACUUCGACGAUUUCUUUCAGUGGGGCUAGGCAAUUAGGAUAAGAUAUCACAGUGUUAUUACUAGGGAAUAGAGACACACUUACCUUUCAAAUAAUACGGGCAUACCUCAAAUGCAAAUGCUGAAAAUAGGACAACUUUUGAGAAUUCUACACAGUUUAUAUAGAGUACUCGUAAAAUAGCAUAAAAUAUAACCGAAAAGCAACCACUGCACAGCUGGCCAGCUGGAUGAUAUCAAGUAAGUAUGCUAGCAGGUACCAAAAUAGAUACACAUAUCCCUUAGCCGAACCACUAGAGCCAGUUCAUAGAGCUUAACCAUCUUAUUUUGGCCAAUUUGGCCGCAGCGAAAGCCCUUUGCUUUGAUGUCUCGUGCAAGUAACGUUUAUUUGGCAAGAUGCGUAGAUGCCAGCAAGUAAUUCGGUGUUGGGCAUGUCAGUCUAGACACAAUGCCAGUAAUCCAAGACAUUGUAAAGAACAUUCCGAAUUUGUUGUCGAUUUACGCAGAUCAUUUCGCUUCAGGAGGAGGAGGAUACCACAAGGGAUAAGUCCUGAGGCGGCAAUUGAAUGGAGUACUUAUCCAAAAUGGCAAGCAAUAAGUGGGCAGACGAGCGUAACACAUAACCCAUCUCCCAUUUCUCUACUAUAUCUAUUACGUAGAUGUAAAACCAAAACAAAAACAAAAUGAAAAUAACAUAGUUAAAUCUGAUAAACCACCGUCUCAGACUUUGUAGGAAUUAUAGCGUUAAGUGAGCCAAUUUAGACAUUUUAUUGCUGUAGAGUGUUUUAUGUACCUACCAAACCCGAGCUAAAUGUUGAUUGUAUUGACGCAAUAACGCAAUAACUUAGAAUCUGUUCAAAUGAGAAAUGCAAAAAGAUCUCUCUGAAGGGGUAAAAAGCGUAACUAUGCUUAAAAACACAAGUGAAACACAAGAAAGAAACUAAGCCACACUCAAACAAGCACAAAGACACACUGAAAACAUUGAUGGAUAAUUAUAGAGCUAAGCAAAUGUAUAUAUUAAGCUCCCAUGUUCGCUGUAGAAUUAGUAUUACCUCGACCUCAGUUCGAAUAGCACUUUUUCGAGUCCUGGGCUUGCACUUCCCUCGGAUAUAACUUCAAUAACUUUCUGACAAUCAGAGGUUCUAGCCUGGAACGAAAAACCACACAGAAGCAACCUAGAAAGCAACUCUACACUGAGAACGACAAACGCAUAUUUCUACACUGGAUAUUUCUAUGCAUGCCACAAGUGAAACUUUGUUAAACUAAGCAAUUAACGUCUAUGUAGCGUAGUGUAGUGUCCACCACUCUGUAGCUGAGCCACCAAGAGCAUCUCCCGAGGAACUAUGCAUCUGGAAGCGGGGACGGCAACCGAAUCGGAUAGCGAUGCCUAAUAAAUACUGAUAAAUGUACACCUUGUCUAUGUCUAUUAAAUCGAAAUUAAACUCAACUUUACUGGAGAACAGCA